Messenger RNA from Phycodurus eques (leafy seadragon), 3358 nucleotides. RefSeq names its product epsin 3b (gene epn3b). The transcript is spliced from 12 exons. Gene Ontology annotation, molecular function: clathrin binding; phospholipid binding. The record is from RefSeq and is a predicted model, not a curated record. Bases 247 to 2091 code for a protein of 614 amino acids. Gene Ontology annotation, cellular component: clathrin vesicle coat; endosome; plasma membrane. Gene Ontology annotation, biological process: endocytosis. Lineage: Eukaryota; Metazoa; Chordata; Actinopteri; Syngnathiformes; Syngnathidae.
CUCCCCUUACUCCACGCGUGUGAGUGAGUGAGGUUGGGGGUGAGAAGCCGCGGUUGAGCUCCACCACGUCCUCACCGGAUUUCAUCAUCGACUGCUCGCCCGGCUUCCUCGCACCACUGCCGUCCUUUUCGGAUCUUCAACUGGGUGUGCGUGAUCUCAUCGCUGCGUGGUGCACUGUGGUCACGCGGCAGGGAGGACAUCAUCUUGGAGCUACAAGGGGGGAGGCAGUGCGGCGAGGGAUGAGCAAUGGGAAAGCUUCACCUGUUGAAGGCCUGCUCUUCACUCACUAUCACUCUGACUCCUCCAUCCCCUGUCAACAUGACAACCUCAGCCCUGCGUAGGCAGGUGAAGAACAUAGUGCACAACUAUUCCGAAGCAGAGAUUAAGGUCCGUGAGUCCACCUCAAAUGAUCCAUGGGGCCCGUCAUCGUCGCUCAUGUCAGAAAUCGCUGAUUUGACAUUCAACGUGGUGGCUUUUGCUGAAGUCAUGGGCAUGGUGUGGAAGCGCCUCAAUGACAGCGGCAAGAAUUGGAGGCAUGUCUACAAGUCCCUAACUCUAUUGGACUACCUGCUGAAGACGGGAUCAGAAAGAGUGGCUCAACAGUGUCGAGAGAAUGCCUUCACUAUUCAGACGCUGCGUGAUUUUCAAUAUGUUGACCGCGAUGGCAGAGACCAAGGAGCCAAUGUCAGAGAAAAAGCACGCCAACUGGUGUGUCUUCUCCGGGAUGAAGACCGUCUUCGCCAAGAGAGGAGUCAAGCUCUGAAGACCAAGGAGCGAAUGGCUGGGGGAGGUAGCGGAGGUGGAGGUGGAGGAGGAGGUGGAGGGGGCGUGUAUGGAGGAAUACCCCCAUCCUAUCACCCAGGCAGACGGACAAGCCAGCCCAGCAUGGCUGUACUCUAUGGCGAGGAGUUAAGCCGCUCCAGAGGUUCUCCAUCGUCCUUUAACUCAGCCUCGUCUUCAUCUCCUCAAGAUGCCUCAGACCUGGAACAGGCUCGACCUCAAACCAGCGGGGAAGAGGAGCUGCAGAUCCAGCUGGCUUUAGCCAUGAGCAGGGAGGAGAAUCAGAAGGAACAGCGCUGUCGCCAUGGAGAUGAGUCUCUCCUACAAAAGGUCCUGGAUGAGAGCAGGAGAACAAGCCAGACUGGGACAGAGUCGACCAUGUUGGACAUAGUAGACAUCUUUGGCGCAUCCUCUGAGAGGCCACCUCCACCUGGUGACCCCUGGGACUCUGUCCAGCCUUCCUGUAACGUCACCUCUGACCCCUGGCAUUCUGUAGCCGUCCCAGCCCCACCCCCAUCCUUGAAUACUGCUAAUCCUUGGGCUUCAUGUACCAAACCACACAAAGCGCUAUGGGAGGCGGCAUCCACCUACAGCCCUGCAGUCGAUCACACGUGGGACAGAACGUCCGAGCGCGAGAGUGAUGGGACAUAUCCAGCCAGUGCACAUGAAAAGGAGAAGUUUCAGCAAGAAGUUCCUCAAUUGCCUUCUCCUCCCUCAGCUAGUCCCACAGUUUCUGAGCUACGUGGGUCAGCAGACAUGUUCUCUGGAGCAGAUUCCAGCACUGAUCCAUUCAGGAAUGAAGCUCUGCUGAAGCUCCAGGUAAAUGGACGGGACUCAGGCAGUCCAGAGAUGUUUGCUCUGUCUCGCCUUGUGCCCCCUGUAAGCACUACGACGCGUGUGUGUCGGACCCCUGAGGCCUUCCUCGGACCAACGGGGGCCUCAUUGGUCAAUUUGGACGCACUGAUACCUCCUACCCCACCAAGCAAAGCGCACAACAACCCAUUCCUCUCAGGUCUGAGCGCUCCAUCUCUCACCAACCCCUUCCACUGUGACCAGCCUCGCCUUACCCUCAACCAAAUGCGUCCAUCCUCUACAUCUCCACUGCCCCCGCACAUGCUCUCCUACAGUCCGUCACUUCCACUCCCUCUCCCUCACAGGGGGGCAGUCCUUCCCUCCUCGCACACCCAGCCUCCCACCAGACUUAUGGAUCUUCCCUCCAACCUCCCCCAACCCCUGCUCCCCCUCUCUCCUCAGCCAGUGGCUCGCAUUCAAUCCCAAGCACUAAUACACAGCCACAACCCGUUCCUCUGAGACUGGAAUUGCUUUUGCUAUUUGCACACGCGAGACACUCGAGACUAUGAGCCUGAACCAGAGUGAAGAUCUUGUUUAUUGUCUGUGCACACACGAAAUGGAUCAAACAUGAACUGGAUGUACUUGUGUCUGUCAAAAGGCACAUCAGCUGCUGCAGUAUAUGUAACCCCACCUGAACUCUUGAAGGAAUGCAUUCACACUGAUCCAUCACAACAUUAAUACCGCUGACAAGUUUGAUAUUAAGUGCACAGCCCUGCAAUAAAUUCCCUCAUGAGAAUCAUUUCAUCAUCUGAUCUGUUUUUUAAUGAAAGGUGUUUCUAAUGUAUUGUCACUCAAAUGAAUAUGAGUGGGACUAUGAUGUGGCAUUCAAGAGCACUGAAAAUUAAAGAUGAAUCAGAAUCCUGAUGAAGGGAGGAUUUAUUGCGAGAGCGCUGUGUUAAACAUUAAUGUCAAAUGAACUAAAGUGUGGUGAAGUUAACCGUGCGGAUUAUACAUUAUUAUAUUGUAAAAGUGUGCACAUUCUCAGCAAGCACAUUUCCACACUUUAUCUACAGCUGACAACCUGAGCAUCGUUUGUCAAUUUUCCAGUUUAAUAACUGGAACAGUACACUUUUAUCUAUUGUUGCUUCUUCACCGACAAAAGAAUGCAUCCCUACCCCCAUAGAGACACCACCACCUGCAACACCUUUUUCACGUCGGUCAUAUCAUGAGUUUAAUUGAAGUUGAUGGUCUCUUGGCCCAGAUACAAAAUUCCUCCCAACACUGUCAAAGAACUUCACAAAUAUGUACUGAAUGCUGUAUUUUUUAGGCCCCUGACUUGGUCAUCUAUCAAUAGCGCAAUUACUUUCCUUCAAAAAGUCUUGAGUUGCUUUUGCAGAAUGCUUGGGUCACUAUCCUGUCUGCGCUGCGUUAUGACAGUGAAACCAUAUAAAUGUUUCAUUGCCUCAUCAUAGUAUUACAGAUAGAAACCAAAUUAAUGAAUAUCUAGUUUGGAAUCAGAAGUCAAGGAUAAUUAAGCCAUUCUUCACAUUACUGUAAAUAGGAGUUUGGUAACAGUAUCUCAACAUCAAAUGACAAUUUGAAAUUUCACUAUAGAUUUUAGCAAAAAUGCAAGUUGAGGCAAAUGAUUUACUUUCAUGGACCACAUAAAAUGACGUGGCGAACCGGAUGUGGUCACCAGGCCUUGAGUUUGACACCUGUGCCUUAGAGUGUCAUAAAACUUAGAAUUAAAGAUAAAAGUUUGAAAUCUUUUGUGUUAUACAAAGAA